UGUCCAGGCACAGCCGACAUGACGUAUUCCUCUCGUUCUCGCGAUAUCCGAAGUCGGCGUCGUUGCCAUGGACACAACUGUCGCGGUACAAGAAACCAUUUGCGGACUUUUCGCCAGAUUCAAAACAGCUUCUGUUCUAAACGAAGGCGGUAUUUAAUCUCAAGGCAGACGCAUCACAGAUGGACUAUGCACAUGGAGUUCAGGUUCAGGAAAAUGGAAAACAGCAAAUGGACAAAAUGAAAGCAAAUCCUGACUUUCUCAAUGAGCAUUUGGACUUGGUGAGCCAAUGCGCUGCAGCGGUCAACAUAUCAGACAGGAGACUCGAACAGGAUGAGCGUCCGCGCUUGUUGGACCAGUUGAGGGAGCUGACGGAUGUCAAUGCUCGCCUCUUCAAACUGUUGAGCGAAAAAGAAUUUGAGAUCAAGCACAUGAAGAAAAAAUGGGAAGAUGAGCGGGAGUUUCUCAAGGCUGGUGUGUCAAGCGAUGCAGCCGCCGCCAAGAUCGUGGAGUUGUCCAGAAAGAAUCGAGAACUGACUGUUGAAGUGGAACGAGAAAGAACAAAAUGCAAACAAAACAGUAAUAGAAUCAAAGCACUCGAGAAUGACCUAGAGGCUGCUGUGCGCUCAGGACCAGGUCAAAAGGUUGAUGCAAAAUUGCAGGAAAGCUCGACUGUGAGGUCAAGUUCACUCCAUAACAACCCAGAGGUGAAGUCCCUGAAGGACAAAUUAUCCGCUGCCCAGCUGAAAGUGACAGAGUAUCGCAACCAAGUUCAGUUUCUCAAGCAGGAGUUAAAAGUGGCUCAGAAGGUUCUCGUCAGCGAGGUUGGGGAAGACGUCAACGUUCAGCAGUUGCUGAGCUGUGCGGGAAGCUUUAGGGGACGAGCGCAGCACAUACUGGCUCUUCAAUUAAGGGUGCGUGACCUGCAGAACCAGCUGAGGUCACCUCCAUCAUACAUGCUGAACAUGGACGAAGAAGAACCAUCAUGCCGUUCUACUAAAAGUCCAGGCCGACACGUUGGUUAUAGCCGUAGCGCUGAGAAGGAAAAGAGGGAGGCUUUUCAGAGGCUCUCAGAUAGCUAUGAAGCCUUGCUGCGAGACUGUGACCAGGUGAGGAAAGAGCUGGAAAGCUCCAAAGUGAGGAACAAAUGUCUGUCUGCUGACAUAAAGACCUUGAAAGCGCAGAAUUCCUCCCUGCUGCUGAAGAGCAAACACGACGACGAGCUUGUGGAUGCUAUAUUGAAGGAGAAGAGUCGCAUGCUGGAGCUGCUCAGUCAGCUCAGCAGGCAGAACGCACCAAGCCAGCCCAGCUCGGGACCGUCACUCAGCAGCGAGCUCUCCGCACAGAAGACGCUCAUCCAGAACUUGUACCAAGUGGUCGCUGACAAAGAGGGAACUAUUAAAGAAUUAGAGGAAAAAAUCAAGCAGCUCUCUAGUGACCACUUCUAGAAAAAACAUUUAAUCAUAGCCUAAGUCUAAAAAGAUGGUUUUAGAAAAACAUUGUGAUUUCAAUUUCUAAGCUUGUCUUAAAAAAAUACCCUAAACUACCACAAAAGAAAUGCUAUUAUACCAUUCUAUUACUAUAUACAUGUCAAUGUAAAUACCUUUUUUUUUCUUAACUUUUUUUUUUUUAAUCAUGUGACAGGCAGGACAAUUCCGUGCCCUUCCACUUGCCAUGACAACAUACAAUUACUACUAUGCACGUCACUUUUGUUUGAUAGUGAGAUUUUUCGAACGUAAAAUAUAUGCUUUGCUGAAUACACAUCCAUAGCAUUUUCAAAUAAAAUCGAAAAUGUACAU
Molecule: messenger RNA, 1796 nt
Organism: Syngnathus acus (greater pipefish)
Lineage: Eukaryota; Metazoa; Chordata; Actinopteri; Syngnathiformes; Syngnathidae
Product: coiled-coil domain-containing protein 13-like
Exons: 10
Coding region: 180-1445 (421 amino acids)
Biological process (GO): non-motile cilium assembly; cytoplasmic microtubule organization
Cellular component (GO): centriolar satellite
Source: RefSeq, a predicted model, not a curated record